AUGCCUCAGAACCCAAUUCUGGAAGUUGAGAUAUAUGAUGUCUGGGGUAUUGAUUUUGUGGGGCCAUUUCCCUCAUCUUACAAGAACAAGUACAUCCUGGUAGCUGUUGACUAUGUUUCCAAAUGGGUAGAAGCCAUUGCAAGCCCAACCAAUGAUGCUAAGGUCGUCAUUAAGCUAUUCAAAAGCAUUAUCUUCCCAAGAUUUGGAGUUCCAAGGGUGGUGAUCAGUGAUGGAGGCGAGGCUCUCACUUCAUCAACAAAAGAGAUUAAAGCAAUCCUCGAGAAAACAGUGGGGACAAAAAGGAAAGACUGGUCUCUAAAACUCAACGAUGAACUAUGGGCAUACAUAACUGCCUUCAAGACACCUCUGGGAACAACUCCCUUUAACCCUGUCUAUGGAAAGUCAUGUCAUCUCCCAGUUGAGCUUGAAUACAAGGCCUUAUGGGCAAUCAAGCUCCUGAACUUUGAUAUCAAAACUGCUAAGGAGAAGAGACUAAUCCAGCUGAAUGAGUUAGAUGAAAUCAGGCUUGAUGCUUUUGAGAGCUCUCGGAUCUACAAAGAAAAGACUAAAGCCUUCCAUGACAGGAAGAUCUUGAAGAAGGAGUUCAGUGUUGGUGAUCAGGUGUUGCUGUUUAACUCUCGGUUAAAGCUGUUUCCCGGGAAGCUCCAAUCAAGAUGGUAUGGACCCUUUCAGAUCAAGGAAGUAAGGCCCUAUGGAGCUGUUGUGUUGUGGAACAAGACCAGUGGAGAUUUCACAGUGAAUGGGCAUAGACUAAAGCCCUACAUGGCAACAACAACAGAGAGAGAGAGGGAACCUCGGUUCCUCUCUCUGAUCCAACCCCAGCCUAGAACGAGAAAAGGAAGUCAAGCUUAG
Molecule: messenger RNA, 873 nt
Organism: Brassica napus (rape)
Lineage: Eukaryota; Viridiplantae; Streptophyta; Magnoliopsida; Brassicales; Brassicaceae
Exons: 2
Coding region: 1-873 (290 amino acids)
Biological process (GO): DNA integration
Molecular function (GO): nucleic acid binding
Source: RefSeq, a predicted model, not a curated record